Messenger RNA from Polistes canadensis, 2094 nucleotides. RefSeq lists its product as uncharacterized. The record is from RefSeq and is a predicted model, not a curated record. Lineage: Eukaryota; Metazoa; Arthropoda; Insecta; Hymenoptera; Vespidae. Bases 1 to 2082 code for a protein of 693 amino acids. The transcript is spliced from 5 exons.
AUGUGGAAAUAUUUGAAAAUAUUUAUCGGAUUUUAUCUGAUAGUAAUAACUAAAUGUUCGUUAUUGGAAUUGUCACAAUCCAUGUGGAAUAAAUUUUUAGCUGGUGGUUUAUCGAAAGUUGGCCAAUUGGAUCCACUGAGAGUUCCAAUGGUAAAAGUUGAUCAAUCCGAAGGUAACACGAGUUACAGAAUGGUGUUAAGGAAUAUCGAAAUUUCAGGAUUAAAUGAUUCGACCAUAGAAAGUAUUCACGUGGCUCGUGGAAAAUUAAGAUCGAAUUUGAGCGAUUUGGAAGCUGGUUUUGUAACUUACAGCGAUCUCGGGGAUCUCGAAUCAAUCAGAUACAAAUUUCACACGGUUGUUAAUAACAUGAGAAAAGAAACAAGAGACGUGGAGGUUGCUGCGAGUGCAUUUAAUUCGUCUAAAUUUGAAAAAAACACCGAAUAUCUGCCACGAUAUUCGGAUUCAAUAAAAACCGCUGAAAGUAAUUCUGAUAAUUACGAACAACAACAACAACAACAAUCAUCUCGUUUACAAGAACGCCGUUAUCGAGAAUCUCAAGAAAAGUUAGCCGAAGUUACAACAGAUUCAGCUUAUUUGAGAAAUCUUAAAAUCGAAGAAAGAUUGGAGAGUCAUCGUUCAACUGACGAUAAAUCGAAAUAUCCUUCAAGCGUUCACGUGAUUUACGCCCAAAGUUCAAAGAACAUGAAAAUAAAUCAAGAAACUUAUCAAAAAGAUAAAAACGAGCCGGAUUGUUAUGAUUAUUCUGAUCCAAGGCAAAGUUCAAGAUCGAACGGAGAUCAAGGAAAUUUUCAAACAUCCAAAUUAAAUCCUAGUCAUAGUGUAGAUUUUCAUGCAUCAGCUUCGGAUAACAAGGAAAUUAAAUUGCAACAACCAACUGAAAGAACAAGCGCAUUCUUGUAUGCCAAUCAACGUAGGGAUUAUCAAAGAAAUGGAAAUGUUGGGGAAAAUGUUCAACAGUCAACUGAAAGAUCAGAUUCAUCGUAUUCGACUGAUCAACAACGUAGGAAUUAUCAUCAAAGAAAUAAUAAUGAUGGAAGAUUAGAACAAUCAACUGAACGAUCAGGUUUAUCUUAUAAUGUUGAGCAACGAAGGGAUUAUCAAAGUAAUAGAAAUGAAGGAAGAUUAGAACAAUCAACUGAAAGAUCAGGUUCAUUGUAUUAUGCUGAUCAACGUAAAGAUUCUCAAGAAAGUGAAGGAAAUGUUGAAGGAAAAAUAAAAAGAAUGUCUCAGAGAUCGGAAUCAAUUAAAACGGCUGAUCAAAGAUUAGAAAAUAAACCAGGUUACAUUGAUAUUGUUUAUGCAGAUGAGAAAAAUUCAAGUGGUGUUAAACGUUUUGGUAAUAUGAGAUUACAGGCUAAUCGAGAAACAAAAGUUUAUGGAUUUGAGGAUGUUAUGAAGGAUAUUCGAGAUAAUAGAAGAAUACUAGUUCAUAAUUUUACUGAAGGUGAAUCAUUAACAAAAAAGAACGAUCGUGUAAGGGCAGCAUUAGAAGCUAAAAGAUUAAAGGAUCUAGCAAGAUACGCAGCAAAUUAUGAAGAAAGAGAAGGAUACUUCGAAGAGGGUAUGGAAUUAAUAUAUCAUUAUGGUGGAAUGGGAAAUGAAUCAAAGGAAAUUAAACGAGUUAAACGUGCUCAUCCGGAGAAUGAUUCAGAGGACGACGUGAUGCACGUGAUCAUGCGAAUACAUGUGCCACUUCUUCGCAUAAAGUCUGAAUACAUGCUCACGGGAAAAGUAGGAGAAGAAGUUUUAAGAGGGAACGGAUUACUCGCUGGCAAUUUCACCGAGCUUCAUGGUGAUUUUACGGUAGAAUUGAAGAAAGGUACAAACGAUUCGAUGAUAGUACGUGCAACCCGAGCCAAAUUAUCAGCAAAAGACAAAAAAAUUGAUCUUCAAGGAAUGGACGAGGAAGGACCAGUAAAAUCAAUCUUAACACAAGGAUUAAUGGCUGCCGAAGCAGUUGCAGCAAUGCUUGCAGAUGACUUGACAACGAAGGCACUAAGCGAAAAAACAGCCGAUGCAAUGGUAUACCGAAUGUAUAAUGAUCUUCCAAUGAUUAAUUAAUUAUGACUACGA